CUUCGUUUGCGUGCCGUCGUCGGUUAGGCCAAUGAGCCACGCAUUAAAACCUAACCAAAACUGAAUUCAAAAUUCGCAAUUCCAUUUGAAAAAUCGCACGAGAUGAGCGCCGGCGACGACUUCGACAUUAAAAAUUACAGGGCGAUCCGGCUCGAUAGCGCGGACGAUCCGCUGCAAUCGGCGGACAUCGAAAGAAAGUGUUUGGUUCUAGCUUACAACGCCGCAUUAAAAAGCAUGGACAACAAGGGCGUGUGCGAACUGCUGGAGUGGAAACUCGCCAAAUACUCGGCCGCGGUCAUUAAAGAAAACGCGACCAUCUACGACGAGUUGUUAUAUGAAAAGUAUCCCCAAGUGAAUGCGGGGACCAACUUUAAAACCGAUUUUAGCAAAGCUCCGGCGAGUGUAGACUUGGAAGCGAUGGUCGCGGAGCUCGGUUGCCAACAGGGCGACAAGUUUUACUGCCGACAAUCGGAAACCAUGAGCCAGGCCGAACUGAACGAUUUCUUCUACGCGUUUAACCCGAAGAGAACCGGUAAAACAGACGUCGAAUCGUCGGGGAAAAGUAAACCGAGUGCCAAAAGGAACUUCGAGGCCAGCGGUAGCUUUAGGACCGCGAGGGAGGAGCUGGAAGGUCAAACUUCCUCUAAAUUUGGUACCUCGACGUGCGUAGAAAACGGGGGCCAGAAGAGAAAGCUGGGCCUGCGGAGGAACGUGAAAAGUAAAUUCGUCUCGCCCCUUCUAUCGAGAACAGACAGCCACGACGACGUAAAAACGGACGAUUCGCGCGACGAGCGUCUCAAAAAUAUCGAUCCCAAAAUGGCGGAGCUUAUCCGGGCGGAAAUAAUGGACGCGGGGCCUGCCGUCGGCUGGGACGACAUCGCGGGCUUGGAGUUCGCCAAGACGGCGAUCAAAGAGGCGGUCGUGUGGCCUAUUUUGAGGCCCGACAUAUUUACGGGGCUCAGGCGACCCCCCAAAGGGAUAUUGCUGUUCGGCCCCCCCGGCACCGGCAAGACGUUGAUAGGUAAAUGCGUAGCGUCCCAGAGUAAGUCGACGUUUUUCAGUAUCAGCGCAUCGUCGCUGACAUCCAAGUGGAUAGGCGACGGCGAAAAAAUGGUCAGGACUUUGUUCGCUGUCGCCAGGGUGCAUCAGCCUGCCGUCAUAUUCAUCGACGAAGUCGAUUCUUUGCUGACGCAGCGGAGCGACACCGAACACGAAAGCUCGCGGCGCAUCAAGACCGAAUUCCUAGUCCAGUUGGACGGGGCUACUACUAGUAGCGAGGAACGUCUGCUUCUAAUAGGGGCGACGAACAGGCCUCAGGAGUUGGACGAAGCCGCCAGAAGGCGUUUCGUCAAAAGGUUAUAUGUUCCCCUGCCCGAGCACGAAGCUCGGUCGCAUUUGGUCCGCAAACUAAUCGGUGACGAACGCCACUGCCUGACGGACGACGAUUUCGAGCGCAUCGCCCACCAGUCCGACGGGUUCUCGGGGGCGGACAUUAAGAAUCUGUGCUCCGAGGCUUCGCUGGGGCCCAUAAGGUCCAUCGAGUUUGGCAUGCUGGAAAAAAUAACGCCCUCCGAAGUAAGACCCGUUACCAUGGGAGACUUUGAGGAGUCGUUCAAGCGGGUCAGACCAAGCGUUUCCUCACAGGAUUUGACUCACUACGAAGCGUGGGAUCGCGCCUUCGGAUCAGGCAACCGUUAGAAAUUGUAUCAAAUUCUGUCAAAUAAAGCGUUCCUUUGGUUUAUGCGUCGGACUUUUCACUUCAAAAUCAACUUGCGUUAAAUGAUUUAAACUAAAAAAAUAUACCUUCUUUGGUUAAUGUUAACAUUUCGUUUCAAAUUUAAUGAAUUUCUGAAUUUGAGAUUUACGAAACCUCUA
Molecule: messenger RNA, 1875 nt
Organism: Cylas formicarius (sweet potato weevil)
Lineage: Eukaryota; Metazoa; Arthropoda; Insecta; Coleoptera; Brentidae
Product: fidgetin-like protein 1
Exons: 6
Coding region: 103-1698 (531 amino acids)
Molecular function (GO): ATP hydrolysis activity; ATP binding; microtubule severing ATPase activity
Source: RefSeq, a predicted model, not a curated record